AUGGCUGUCAGAAGUCCAACCAACUCAACCACUGUAUUUAUUCUCCUGGGCCUCUCUGAUAUUCCUGAGCUCCGUUGUGCCUCCUUGGUUGUCUUCCUGAGUAUAUAUCUGAUAACAAUAAUUGGCAACACAAUUGUCCUUACAGCUAUUAUUUCUAGCACCUGUCUUCAUACACCUAUGUACUUCUUCCUGGCCAACCUCUCAGUCCUAGAAAUGUGCUACACAACCAUAACUGUCCCUAACAUCCUGAACAACAUCAUAAGCCAAAAUAACAUCAUUUCUUUCUGGGCAUGUAUCUGCCAAGUGUAUCUCUUUACGCUGUGUGCUACUACUGAAUGUGUUCUAUUAGCUAUCAUGGCUUAUGAUCGCUAUGUUGCUAUUUGUAUCCCCUUACGAUAUACGAUUAUCAUAAACCAUGCCUUGUGUCUCCAGUUAACAGUGACAGCAUGGGCCAGCGGCAUUGUGAACUCCAUCAUCCAAUCUCUUCCCACUUCUCUUCUCCCGUACUGCGGACUAAACAAGAUUAAACGAUUGUACUGCGAGGUUCAGCCACUGUUACAGUUGUCUUGCAGUGACACCUACAUCAACAAGAUUUUGACAUCUGUUUCUGCUACAGUGUUUGGAGUUGGGUUCAUGACCUUUAUUUUGGUUACCUAUAUCUUCAUCAUUUCGGCCAUUCUCCGAAUCCCAUCUUUAUCUGGGAGGAGGAAGGCUUUCUCAACCUGUAGUUCUCACAUCACAGUGGUCACCAUGUAUUAUGGUGCCCUCAUCUUCAUGUACAUGAGGCCAAGGUCCAUUGGAUCACAGAGAAUGGACAGUGUUGUGUCUGCCAUCUACUGCAUGGUUAUCCCAGUGCUGAACCCGAUUAUUUAUAGCUUGAGGAACAAGGAGGUGAAACGGGCCAUAAAAAAAUUGCUGCCUUCAAACUACCCAGCAACACAUAGAAUUGAGAACAUAGCGGGCAUAGAUAAAGGUUAA
Molecule: messenger RNA, 978 nt
Organism: Nanorana parkeri
Lineage: Eukaryota; Metazoa; Chordata; Amphibia; Anura; Dicroglossidae
Product: olfactory receptor 5A2-like
Exons: 1
Coding region: 1-978 (325 amino acids)
Biological process (GO): G protein-coupled receptor signaling pathway
Cellular component (GO): membrane
Molecular function (GO): olfactory receptor activity; G protein-coupled receptor activity
Source: RefSeq, a predicted model, not a curated record